AGGCUUCUCUCUGCUUAAAGUAAUACGGUUAAACGGCAAGUCAGGAAAUCUCCUUGUCGUCAAUAAGAUAAUUAUUUAAGAUAAAAUUUAUUAUUUAAAAAAAUUUAUCGUCACAUAUGUUUGAGUUUGAUAACGUCGGAAAAAUAAUCUUUUUAAAGUAAUGACGAAAAGUAUCACUUUCUGAUGUCAUCAGAAACCGCAUUCCCAUCCCACGCGUCUCCACACAACUAGCAACACGAGUAGAACGACAUAAACAAGUGUUUCACGGUUUUCUCAUGUCAUUACGCGAAAGAGUCCAUACCUAGUGAACGAAUUAGAUCCUAGGUAUGGGGAAGACCACGAGAGUAGUUGUUUGCGGGAUGAAAGGAGUCGGGAAAACCGCUUUGCUGGAACAACUCGUGUACGGAAACAUAGAUGCGAAAACGGAGAUUCAUCCCACAAUUGAGGACAUUUAUGUCACCAACAUUGAGACUGAUCGGGGCACAAAGGAGAAAGUCAGGUUCUAUGACACAGCUGGGCUGGAAUCCUUACAGAGUAAUACGAAUAAUCAGCAGCUUCCACGACACUAUCUGGGUUUUGCAGAUGGCUAUGUUUUAGUAUAUGAUACAGGCAAACCAGAGUCCCUUGACGUACUUUUUCCAUUGAAGAAAGAUAUCGAUAAGAAUAAGGAUAAGAAAGAAAUAACUGUGAUAGUGAUAGGUAAUCGGUCGAAAACUGAUGCUGUAUUAAAUAACUUAGAGAACACCGCGAGCAAAGCCACUAACUGGUGCACCAGGGAGAAGGUCAAGCAUUACGAAGUAAACGUUAUGGACAGAACUAGUUUGUACGAGGCGUUUGUGCAUUUGUCGUCCAAGCUGAAUCCUCCAACCAACAAAAGUACAUUUCCGCAGUUGAGCAUGGGUAGAAAAACCGUGAAGGCGGAAGCACAGUGAUGACUGUUCUCGAAAAAUUCAGUGGAAUUACGCGAAAGCUUGAAUCGUGGCACGACAUGAGAAUCGUUUGCAUGACUUUUGUACUCAGGUAUAAUUUAUUUCAUAAUGAUCAUUAUUUCGUAAUGAUCGGACGCACACCAAUCUGUGCGUCGAUAAAGAGACGUGCUCCAAGAUCUCAAUAACCGUAUAUAUACAUAUGCGCGGUACGUACUUCUUUAUUUACUUCAAACGUAUGUGUGAUACUAGGCUUGAAACGAGAUAAAUAACGAGUUUACAAUGCGAUGUACUUAAUAAUGCAAUGUUAUGUACUUAAGAUAUCAAGUCCGUUAUAAUAAAACUGUCUAUAUAAAUGUUUCAUACAGCACAAAAGUUUGGAAAAAAUUUCAGAAAGAUCUUAGAAAGGUUUAAUGUUUCUGAAACUUUUCUGAAAGCUUUUUGAAACUUUUGUGUUGGAUGGGAUAUAGCAUUUAUCGCAUCACGAGCAAAUUUCAAACGUAACUCUUCCGAGAUUACAGUGUUAUUUAAUUGUCUCGUUUUGCAGCGCUACUGAAUCUCGAUUAAUCGUUAAUUAAUACAAAACUACUGAAUCUCUUUUAAGAAUUACCUGUACUUAAAUCUCUUAUAGAGCUGAAAUUAAAUUUGCGUGCAAUAUUCCGCGCGUUAUUAUAAAGAUUAAAUUAUUAAUAAAUUAUAAAUCAAUUAUUAUAAAGAUAAAAUAUUAUGUAUUUAUUGUUACAAUGUGUUUAGUAUACUUAUCAUAAUUACAGUUGUGAUUAUAACAUUGACGAAUUUUUUUCACAAAAUAAGAGAGGAAUGUUAUAAAAUAAAUAUUAAUUAAUACAAGAA
Messenger RNA from Odontomachus brunneus, 1778 nucleotides. It is a transcript of the gene kappaB-Ras, whose product is annotated as NF-kappa-B inhibitor-interacting Ras-like protein. Gene Ontology annotation, molecular function: GTP binding; GTPase activity. The coding region runs from base 327 to 932 and encodes 201 amino acids. Gene Ontology annotation, biological process: canonical NF-kappaB signal transduction. Lineage: Eukaryota; Metazoa; Arthropoda; Insecta; Hymenoptera; Formicidae. The transcript has 2 exons. The record is from RefSeq and is a predicted model, not a curated record.